This is a messenger RNA of Spinacia oleracea (spinach), 1037 nucleotides long. Its product is annotated as probable plastid-lipid-associated protein 4, chloroplastic. The record is from RefSeq and is a predicted model, not a curated record. The coding region runs from base 108 to 860 and encodes 250 amino acids. NCBI's taxonomy places the organism in Eukaryota, Viridiplantae, Streptophyta, Magnoliopsida, Caryophyllales, Amaranthaceae. The transcript is spliced from 6 exons.
AUAAUUAGAAGAGUGAAGAAUAACUACUUGUUUCAGGCCACAACUUUCACAACCCCACAACCAAUUAUGUACUCUUACAAACUUCUGAAACAAGAGUAAUAUCAAUUAUGGCCUCAUCUUCUACCUCUCUCUCCAAAAUUAUACCUGCAAAUGAUCCUACCACAAUUCUGCCUGUCUUUCAUCCCUCUGUCCCAUCAACCCUUCAUUUUCCAAGCAAACCCCAUCUUGCAAAUAAGCCUCAUCCUGCUGGGGACUGCAAAAGAACAAGAAUUAGUAGCAAAACUAGAGUAUCCUUUAUUUCUUCUUUCUUUACCAAAAACAAUGAUUCCAAAACUAUAAAAGAUGAGCUUCUUGAGGCCAUUGUGCCCCUUGAUAAAGGAGCUGAUGCCAAUCCUGAAGACCAGCAGAGAAUUGAUCAGCUUACGCGCAAGCUUGAAGCAGUAAAUCCAACCAAAGAGCCACUGAAGUCUGAUUUACUGAAUGGAAAGUGGGAGCUCAUUUACACUACGUCCAAAUCAAUCUUACAAACUGAGAGACCUAAAUUCUUAAGAUCAAGGGUCAACUACCAAGCCAUCAAUCUGGACACUCUUCGAGCCCAAAAUAUGGAGACAUGGCCAUUCUUUAAUCAGGUAACAGCAGAUCUCUUGCCGAAAAAUUCAAGAGAGGUGUCUGUGAAAUUUGAUUAUUUCAAAAUACUGGGACUGAUACCGGUUAAGGCACCAGAAAGAACUCAGUAUGGCUCUCUAUACAUUACUUAUUUGGAUGAGGAUUUUCGAGUAUCUAGAGGAGAUAAAGGAAAUUUGUUUAUAUUAAGAAUGGUCGAUCGAUCAUACAUACAUUCAUACACAGUUCCAAGCUAAUUUGUCAUUACUAAUUAGUGUGUGUAUGCAUAUAUCAUAUAUGAGAUCAACCUGAUAGUCCUAGAGGCAUUUCUAUACAAGCUAGCAUUGUACUAAUAAAUAUGUGAAAAUUUGUAAAUUUAGGAUUUUAUCUAAGAAAGCUCCAUUCAGAAAUAAAUACAAUUUCUUCAACUCUUA